Messenger RNA from Saxophila tyrrhenica, 1359 nucleotides. RefSeq lists its product as uncharacterized. The record is from RefSeq and is a predicted model, not a curated record. The transcript is spliced from 2 exons. The coding region runs from base 1 to 1359 and encodes 452 amino acids. NCBI's taxonomy places the organism in Eukaryota, Fungi, Ascomycota, Dothideomycetes, Mycosphaerellales, Extremaceae.
AUGCGAUCCUCUCAAGCCGACUUCCCACCAACAUACGAGGCGGAGGUCAACCACAACUUACGGAUGUUCGAUCAGCUCGAAGGCCAGAUCGGUGCCAACAACUACCGUCAUCAGCCUGCCAACGGCAGCAUCCCGCCCAUGAGCCGCAAGAAGAAGGUCAUCGUCGCAGUCGCCGCUCUCAUCCUUCUGGUCGCUUUGGCUGGCCUGACCGCUCUCCUCGCGACUAGCCUGAGACGUCACGACAACGCCGACGAAACCAACAGCAUGAUCGCCGGCAGCGCUCAGACUCCUAGAGCGGAGACCCAAGUUGCGGCGCCGGCAGUCACAACAAUCGUCAUCACGGUCACGCAAGAAAUCCCGGCUUCAACACCAUCGACAGCAUCGCUACCACCGACCACCCUUUUGACGUCGACAAAACCAAUACCGACACCAUCGACGCCCACCACCUCCACCAAGCCAUCAACUACCACAUCGGGCUCUUCGAUCACGUCGACAUCGUCCACAUCAUCUACAUCAACAACAUCCACAAGCACAACUCCGACACCAUCGCCACCGCCACCCGAGACUCUGACUCCUCAGUCCUCACCACCAAGUUCAUCUUCGACAUCUGAGAUUACGACGUCUACCGCUGGGUGGAUGGGAUUCUGCAGCGUGCCGGGCAUGUUUUGCACGACGAAGCGAGGCGUUAAGAUACUGGGGGCCUUCAUCCCUUCCCGACGACCGCCGCAACCGCCACGACCUCAUACGCCAACCAGAAUAUCAGACGUCCCGAGCUACUAUGGAUUAUCGAACAGUCGCAGCAGUCGAGACCUCGAUAUGCAAGCUCUGGCCGACAUCGACGCCGAACCUUUGCAUACGCCGGCCAAGCAAGCGGCGAAGAGGAGACGUCAGCGAAUCUGGGCCAGAUUGGCGCUCGUCCUCGCGGUGCUCUCUUUAAUCGCGAUCAUGACCGGCGUGGUCGUUUCGCAGAGCGGCAAAAGCCCAAAACAUGGUGCAACGGGAGCAGCGAACGAGUAUCCACCUUUCAGCGUACCGAGCACGAUCUCAAGGACCCUGCCACACCAGACCACGGCCACAUUGUCACCUGCGAGACCGGAACCGUACGCAGAGGCAAGCUCUAGGACUGCUACAUCAGCCUCCGGUGACUCGACCACGACGGCGACGCUUUUCCAGACGCAGUUGACGACGGCCGGGACGUCGACCACACUGAUUACGGUUAUACCGACGGCCACUAUCAUCACCGUUUCUCUGGAUUCAGCGACUCCGACGGCUUCACUGUGGACCUCACAGACACCUUUGGCGUACAAGACAACUCGCUCGAGGAAGCACACUCAUGCUCCGACCCUGUUAAGAGCCUAA